This is a messenger RNA of Rosa rugosa (rugosa rose), 2332 nucleotides long. RefSeq names its product probable serine/threonine-protein kinase SIS8. Bases 1533 to 2048 code for a protein of 171 amino acids. The record is from RefSeq and is a predicted model, not a curated record. NCBI's taxonomy places the organism in Eukaryota, Viridiplantae, Streptophyta, Magnoliopsida, Rosales, Rosaceae. The transcript has 9 exons.
GGUGCCAAAAUUAAACAUGUCGGGAAAGCUUUUUAGGUUUUUAGGGUCAUAAACAUCGUUCUCGUUCCCGCUUCCUCCAUCUGCUAUUUCCCGCUCACUCCAUCCAAUCCGGACAACGAAGUCAACCAUAGCAAUCUGCGAAGUCGACCAUAGCAAUCUGCGAAGUCGACAUCUGCUAGUUCAGCUCCACCUCCUUCCUAUUUUUAUUCCUCUUUCUGCACAUUCAAUCCGUCGCUCAGACCCUAAACUCUAAUACCCAGAAAUCAAUCAGAUUUGUCCGUCUCUCGCUUUGUGGACUGCAUCUUGUCGAUCUCCACUCUCAAAACAGGUCAGAAGCUCAAAGCUCACUUCUUUUCAUGUUUUGGGAGCUAAUCAAAACCAAGAUUCGAUUUGGCUUGGGUUUACUCCAGGGAAUUGGUCUUUUAUUUCAACAAAUCAAAUGGUUGAGGAGUCAAUAACUCUAAAAUCAGAUAGCCCUCCCCCAAUUUUCGACUUCUCUCUCUCUCCCUGAUCUAAUUUCGUUCUAUCAAACCAGAUAGAACGUUGAGGAGUCAAUAACUCUAAAAUCAGAACUUUAGAAGAUGCGGACUUUCAGUUCAUUAGUUCCUUGAAGGACAAUUUAAAUGCAGAGGUGGCACUUGGAACUGUCACCGAUGUCAAGGAAGCUUGUGCAUGGCUUGGAUAUAUAGACCUUUUUAUAAGGAUGAGGCUCAACCCUUUGGCAUACGGUAUCGCAUGGGAGGAGGCACUGUGUGUUGAUUACACUUAACCUAUAUAGUUGACCAGUUGACCAUCGUUGAAUGUUGAUGGCUUUUCUCCGGACUACAUUAUGCUUAGUUCACUUGAAUUUAGGUGCUUAUACAGGAAAAAUUUCUUUUGCAUUUUGCAGGUUAUGGCAGAUCCUUCCUUGAGUUUAAAGCAGAGAUCUCUGUAGCAGAUGCUGCGCGUGCCCUUGACAAAGCAAAAAUGAUGCGGUUUGACGAGAAAAGUGGCAAUUUUUAUUGUAUAGAGCUUGGUCGCAUAGCAAGCCACUUUUAUAUUCAAUACUCUAGUGUUGAAACCUCACAUGAAUGAGACUGAGGUAAUUGUUUUCUUUAAUAAACUUGUAUUGGAUUUGUGUGUGUUCAACAUUACCAUCACCCAAUUGUUUUCAACAAAAGUAUCUUUCCAAGUAAAUAAUAUAUCCCCUAGAGAUGUUGUUUGUUGUGGACUGAUCAUGCGCCUGUUAAAAGAAUGAGCUGGAAACUCGUAGUGUUUGUUAGUUGAGGGAACCCACUAGAGCCUUUAAAAGCGUGUCUUCAUAGGAAAAAUGUAUGGGUGAUCCAUCCAUGACUGGUAAUAUUACUAUCUUGUUAUGUUUGAUAUCAUUGUACUCUUCUUGCUGGUCCUCCAUUUAAUAAGCCUACUGUCUCGUAAGCUUCAUGGCAGCCAUCUUUCUUAAAUGAUUGUAAACCAACACAACCUUCACAUACAUGAGAUGACUGUAACAAUUUUCAACCUGCUGUUAAUGUCUUGGAAGCAGAGCUGAUAUAAUGCUACAGGUCAGCAGGAGAGGAAACAAAGAUGGAAUUGCUGCUGAUCCAAAUAUUGACACUAAAAUGAAGACUAUCUCAGUUGAAGGACAAAAGAAAAACCUCCAGACUGACUACAUUUUGAAAGUGGGUGGUCCAGUUGGAGAUGCGGAUGAGAUUUUAAGAAGGUGGAAAAUAAGGAGGCAUGAGUUGCGGAGUUCAAUGAACACUAUCAUUCUUCCCCUCGGAAAAAUUGAUGUUGGACAUUCACGCCACCGGGCCCUUCUCUUUAAGGUACUAGCUGAUAAGAUAAAUCUUCCAUGUAUGCUGGUCAAAGGUAGCUACUACACGGGUACUGAUGAUGGAGCUGUAAACUUGAUUAAAAUUGAUAGUGGAAUUGGAAGUGAAUAUAUUAUUGAUCUGAUGGGUGCGUCUGGAACACUAAUUCCUACUAAGAUGUGGUUCAUGAUGUGUCUCAGCAUAUGGAAGAGGUUCAAGAUGCAACCAGUGGCCAUGAAUUUAGAAGGGAGUCCAUAGGAGAAGGAGUUCAUCCACAUUCAACUAGUGAUCAAGAAAUUGAGCAUGCUCCAGUACUCACCAAGCCCCUCUAGUAAAUGAUAAAUAGUAUUGUGGUCAAGGAUGCUUUUGAACAAUAUUACGUUUGGCAACUUUUCCUUCCAGUUAUCUAGUAUGGUAGGACAUUAUAAUUAUGAAAGACUGUAGUUUGGUUAAUUUCAGUUUGUACUUGGUAGUGGAAUAUAACUUGGCACUUAUCUUUUGAUUAUAUAAUUUCAGUUGUGAGAUAGCUAUGAUUGAAAGAA